This is a messenger RNA of Ilex paraguariensis (yerba mate), 471 nucleotides long. The record is from the annotation of a GenBank genome assembly. Lineage: Eukaryota; Viridiplantae; Streptophyta; Magnoliopsida; Aquifoliales; Aquifoliaceae.
AUGACAACUCAUUUUGAAGCCAUCCCCUUGGCCAAGUUAGCCACUGAUGUGCCAAGUUUGUACUUGAGCUUUACUCCUAAUUCUCACAGGUCUGAAGAACCACCUUUGUCUGUUCUGCACAUUCAAUAUCCUGAAUGGCCAGAUCAUGGAGUUCCUAAAGACACGUUUUCUGUUCGUGAAAUUUUGAAAAGAAUAUAUGGGUUACCACCCAGUCUUGGACCUAUAGUGGUGCACUGCAGUGCUGGUAUUGGUAGAACUGGAACAUAUUGCACGAUUCAUAAUACCAUUCAAAGGGUCCUUGCUGGAGAUAUGUCUGCUUUGGAUCUUGUUAAUACCAUAACCCUUUUUAGGUCGCAGCGAAUUGGAAUGGUUCAAACACUGGAGCAAUAUUUCUUCUGUUAUGCCGCCAUUAUAGAUGAACUGGAGGACCUUAUCUCAGACCACAACAAUCAAACGGGCUCAGCACUCUAA